CACACACACAUGCUCAUAAACGGACCCGUACAGGCAAGAAACAGCUUUAGUCCCACAAAGAAACGCCAGUGGAUAAAAGAGAAAUUACGGAAGAAAGAAAAAGAGUAAAAGCUGGUUUUGAUGAUCACAUUGCAUUGCCAAACAGCUUUUGAGGAUAUGAAAACAGUUAUUGGCACAGACGAUUCAGAAAUUCUGCAAUAAAAUCACACUCUCAGUCAAUGAUUUCAACAGUCAGGAUCUGAUUCUACAAGAGAUCGGUGGAUUUUUCAGAGACUGGAGCACAAUUUCCUGAAAAUAAAUUUCUUGCAUUUUUAUCAAAUGAAUUCAGACUCUGUUGCAAUGACAGAUCUCUGUGAAAAGAUGCAUAAACCGGAGACAGUGUGCAUCUUUGGAACGGGUGAUUUUGGACGCUCACUGGGGCUCCGUUUGCUCCAGUCAGGAUACAAUGUUGUAUAUGGAUCCCGGGACCCUAAAAACUCUCUGUUGUUGCCUAAGGGGUCAAAGGUCAUGACUCAUGCAGCAGCAGCUUGUGAAGCUUUUGUGGUAUUCGUGGCUGUGCAGAGGGAGCACUAUGGAUUUUUGAGCUCCCUGGCUUCAGAUCUUGAGGGAAAGGUACUGGUAGACGUCAGCAAUAAUCUCAAGAGGGGUCUGUACCCAGAAUCCAAUGCAGAAUACCUGAGCAGGCUGGUUCCAGGGGCGACGGUAGUCAAAGCCUUCAACACCAUCUCUGCCUGGGCACUGCAGUCAGGAGGACUAGAUGCCAACAGACAGGUACUUCUCUGUGGCGACCGUUCUGAUGCUAAACAGCAAUUGAUGGACAUUGCUCAAAGUCUUGGUUUCACUGCCUUGGACAGAGGCUCCCUGCGGGUGGCUGCUGAGUUAGAAGAUCUGCCCUUGCAACUCUUCCCUCUCUGGAGACUUCCUCUCAACAUCGCCAUUUGUUUAACAGCUUUCAUAUUCUUCUACGCGCUCACAAGAGAUGUUAUCUAUGAGCGUGUUACCAAUGGUAAAGACAUUGCUUUUCGAAUUAUGAUCUCGCUGGCCAACAAGGCCUUUCCUAUCGUCUCUCUGGUGAUGCUGGCCCUCUGUUACCUGCCGGGCGCGUUGGCUGGAUUUCUGCAACUUUAUAACGGCACCAAGUACCGUCGCUUCCCUGAUUGGUUGGAUCGCUGGAUGCUGUGCAGGAAGCAGCUGGGUCUGCUAGCGCUGGCCUUCGGUUUUCUACAUGUUCUCUACACUUUAGUUAUACCCAUCAGAUACUAUGUACGCUACAGGAUAAAUGUCUACACUAUAUCACUGGUAAAAGAUAAUAAAACCUAUGAGUUUGACAACAUGGCAGCCUGGCGUUAUGACUCGUACUAUUCCAUGGGAAUUCUUGGAUUUGGGCUGUUUGUCCUACUAGGAAUUACAUCCCUUCCAUCUGUGAGCAAUUCCCUAAACUGGAGGGAGUUCAGUUUUGUUCAGUCUAAACUAGGCUACGUCACCCUGCUGCUCUGUACUGCUCACACAUUUCUGUAUGGCUGGGACAGUUUUUUGAAACCUUCAUCAUAUAGGUGGUGGAUGCCUCCAGCAUACAUGUUGUCUCUGGUUGUCCCCUGUGUGGUUCUGAUUCUAAAGCUAAUCCUGAUCACUCCAUGUGUGGACAGCAAGGUCACCCGUAUCCGUCAAGGCUGGGAAAGACAGGGCAAGACUUCAGCAAACAACAUAGAUACAAAGACAAACCAACCACUCAUGGCAUAGCCAUCUUUAAACUUUAUGAAAACUGUGAGUUGGACUUGCCCCGAACUUUACUGCUAAAAGUGCUUUAAAAUGUUGCAAUGAAAAGGUUGCAAUGGAAAAACUGAUUUAAUUGAGCAACUGACUUUGGAUUUGACUUAGACUCAAAAUUAGAGACAGCAUAGAUCUUUAGGUGUACAAGAAAGGAUAAAUAUUCCCUCCUAAUACAGACAUUGGGCCUUUUUAUGGGCAUUCAUGAAACAUUCAUAAAUAUAUGAGUAAAUUCUGAUUAAUUUACGCAUAAAACAGACCUUCCUGAAAACUCUCCUACAGAUUCACAAAUACUUUGUUAAGGUCAGAUUUGAUAGUUAAAUGUUAUUGAAUUCCAAUCAUUCAUAAAUAGGGCGCGCAUGCACGCUCAUUCACAAUUAGCAUAUUCCCCGCAUAUGAUUUACAGCUACGCAAAUUACGUAUCUAGGAAUGGUGUGGAAUCCUUUGAACUCAGUUCUCAGGUUUAGCAAGUUAUAUUACAUAAAAGCAUAAGAGAUUAAUAGGCUAUAUAUGUUGUUUGCUAUUACGCGUUGUUUGCUAUUAACAUGUUAUAGUAGUAUCUUAUUUGAAGAAUAGUACUGAAUAUAAAAGUGCAGUAACCAUCAAUAUUAACUUCUCCAUUGUUGUGUUGUACAAGUAUGAUGGUUGGUCAAUGUAGUGUUUGUCCCGCCCCUCCUCCACUGUGAUUGGACAGCUGUGUAAAAAGGGACAGUUACAAGCUCUGCGUUUUACCAAAUGAUGAAGCGUAAAAAAUGACAGGGCAAAUGAACUCAUUAGAUAUCAUUAUAAUAUAUAAAAAUGCAGUGUCAUCAGUUUGUCUAGAAUACAGAGCAUUUGAAGGUUUUAUGCACUAUUAACACGUGGUAGGGAGCAGGUGUAACUAACAUUUUCAAAAUACGGACAUUUUCAUGAAUCCGAAAAUUUAUGUCAGAACGACUUUCUGAACGAUUUGCACAAAAAUUUGUUCUGCUAAUGUUUCAUGAAUGAGGCCCAUUGUCCAUUAGACACAAAAUUUGGGACAAUUUUUUUGGGGGCCGAAUGGUCCCUACUUUGCCAACUUAUAUUCAUUAAUAUAAGAUAUAAAAUAUUCAUUUUAUAAGAUAAUAGGUGGCAACAGUAGCCAUUGAAUGAUUCACGUUAAAUCAAGGAUUCAUUAAAACCCACUUAAUUUAGGAACAAAACAAGUUGUUAUCUUCAUGAACAUUUCAUUGCAGUUGCUCUACCGACUCGUUCAAAACACUGAUUCAUUCAGUAACACUGAUCCAGGUAUUCACUACUGCACGACCCACAAUUCUGGAUUUUAUCUCGUUGGUUGAGCCUUAAACAUUAGAGUUGACUUGAACUCAUAACAGAGACUUAACAGCUCUUCUGCUUGAGUGUAUGGAAGCCCAGAUGAGAGAGAGAGUUUGACUUCUUAAUACACUUCACUAUGCUGAGCGCUACUUACAGUUAAGCGGCACUUAUUACAAUUAACCAACUGUAAGAAAUUCUUUGGAGCUGAUCCUUCAACUCACACUGGUGAUUACAUCUCACAUGAUCUCACAUUACUCUAUAACCUACAAAUUCCAUUUAAAAGCCAUUCUCACAAAUGCAUAUAUAUGUGUGUGUGUGUGUGUGUGUGUGUGUGUGUGUGUGUGUGUGUGUGUGUGUGUGUGUGUGUGUGUGUGUGUGUGUGUGUGUGUGUGUGUGUGUGUGUGUGUGUGUGUGUGUGUAUUGACCAUAUAUUUAUAGUACAUCACAACAUAACCAAUCUAUAUCAUCUGUGUUCAUGUUAGAAAUUGUCAAUCCCCUUUAAAGUAUACAAAGGCAGCAAUGAUGGGGCUGUUACUUGUCUUUUUUAUUACCUGCUUCCUCUGGGCUAUUUCCUCUCAAGAGCCUCCCAGUGGGCUUUUCCCUUUAGAUAUUAUCGAUCCAAAACUGAGCAGCAACUUACUUCUUGAUCUGUUUCUAGUCUGGGCUUUCCUGUCUGCAGGAAAGCUCAUCUUUCUGUCUCUUGUGAAGUAUAAAGAAGCUGUCAAUCACAUUGGCAUUCACCUUCACUGGUGGAUGUGCUUUUAUGAAGAAUUACAGGCUGCAAAGAGUGUAGCUUAGACCAAAAUAGCAAGGCUCAUUUUGUGACAAAUAUUACUGAAAACCUGUGGGCGCACCAUUGAAGAAAAAUAAUAACUUUGCUUAUUCUGAGCACAACAUUGAGUGUGUUUAACAAUAAUUAUUGGAUAUUCACUUUGAUUUUAUUUUUGUAUUACAUAUAUACCAAAUAAAAAAAUGGCAUAGCA
Cyprinus carpio (common carp) is the source of this 4043-nucleotide messenger RNA. It is a transcript of the gene steap4, whose product is annotated as STEAP family member 4. Gene Ontology annotation, cellular component: endosome; plasma membrane. Gene Ontology annotation, molecular function: ferric-chelate reductase (NADPH) activity; cupric reductase (NADH) activity. Gene Ontology annotation, biological process: copper ion import. NCBI's taxonomy places the organism in Eukaryota, Metazoa, Chordata, Actinopteri, Cypriniformes, Cyprinidae. The record is from RefSeq and is a predicted model, not a curated record.